This is a messenger RNA of Diceros bicornis minor, 3290 nucleotides long. It is a transcript of the gene FAM217B, whose product is annotated as family with sequence similarity 217 member B. The record is from RefSeq and is a predicted model, not a curated record. The transcript has 5 exons. The coding region runs from base 481 to 1626 and encodes 381 amino acids. NCBI's taxonomy places the organism in Eukaryota, Metazoa, Chordata, Mammalia, Perissodactyla, Rhinocerotidae.
CGCGCGCGGGCUCCCGCCGGCCCGAGCGCAGCCGGGGAGCCCGGCCGAGCUGCGCGCCGCCGCCGCCGCGCCGCCUCCUCGCGCGCCCCUGCCGCAGCGCGCCGCAGGCCGGCCCCCCCGCCCCGGCGCCGGGAAGGAAGGCCGGCGGCCUCGUCACGUGUCCUCGACGAUCGCGAAACAGAGGCAGGGGAUAUUCCAGAAGAAAAAAGUAUGCACUUUCAAAUCCGGGCACUUUUAGUAGGCCACUGAAAAUAAGAGGGGAAUAGCAGCGGUCUGUGUUCCGGUGGUGAGGAGUCCUUUCCAAAUAUAAGAGGAAUAAAGAAGUCACUUCCCCAGCUGUCAUCAUCCUCCAACAGAUUGAGCAAGAAUAUUUCAAGCACUACAGAAAAGACAGUCCAUCAAACACUAGAUGAUGAUCACCCAUGUGAUUUUUUCAAGAAAGGGAAUAGGGUGAAUGAAUCUCAUCAGAAAAGCAGCAAUAUGAAUGCUGGCCCAUCUCGGAAUAAAGUACAACGUUCAAAGAAUGCUUCUGGAAAAAGGCAGAGUGAACCCCAAGUCCCCCAUGUUUCUUCCCAGCUGAAGGGCAGCCUCGUCGGUGUCUCCCAACUCACUGAGGAUAAACAUAAAGAAAGCAUUUCCCCCAAAGGAAAGCCAGAAAGGAGUCCACUCAGUUCCAGAUGUCAGGGGGCCUCCGGGAACAAGCUGUUUCUCGACUUUAAGUCACUGAAAAUUAUUAAAGAAGAUGCUGAUGAGGACAGUGCCAGUGAUCUCUCUGAUUCGGAAAGAAUUCCCAUUCCUCCUUCGCCCCUCACACCUCCAGAUCUUAAUCUUCGAGCUGAGGAAAUUGAUCCAGUUUACUUUGAUCUGCACCCAGGUCAGGGUCAGGCAAAGCCUGAAUACCACUAUCCUGAUUUCCUCCCAUCCCCUUUUAACUCCUGGGACCUGCGGGACAUGGCUGUGCUUCUGAACACGGAGUAUAGAACCGGAGCCGUGCCACACACCGGAGGGCUUCUGGGGAAGUAUGUCGAUAGACUUAUUCAGCUCGAGUGGCUGCAGAUCCAGACUGUACAGAGCGAAAAAGGAAAGGGGGCCAAAGCAAGGCCCCCCACUGCCCCUGGGACGUCAGGGGCUCUGAAAAGCCCCGGGAGAAGCAAGCUCGUUGCUAGUGCUCUGUCGAAGGCUCACCAGGAAGGGGGUCCACAGUCAGGCCCUUCACGAAGGAAAGACUUGCACCGUGAAGAAGUCCAUCCAUCAAAUUACACAUUGGAGACUUCCCCCAAGCCCCUGGAGGUGCUGAGUAGUAGCAGAUUAUGUUCUCAGGAGCAAACCUUUGACAUGAGGACAGAGGAGAAGAAAAAGAAAUCAAAUAAGAGUUCCAAGCUGCAGCACUGGGGUUUGUCCUGUGCUGACAGCAGCCCCAAGAUUGACAGCAGUGGCAACACCCGAGUGCCCACACAGUCAGUGAUGAUUCUGGGCUCCGUGGACUCCUACAAGGCCUCCAGAACACAAGCACAUGCAAAUCUUAAGAAAAAGGGAAAAGCAAAUAACUGUGGUCAUGCCACUAUAUCCAGUGAGAGAAAACUCAAAACAAAUGGAGUAAAGCAAAACACACAUAAAUUCAAAUAAUAACUGAAAUGAUGAAUUGCAGAGGCCUGCGGAUACCUAAAUGUUAGAGCUCUUGCAAAAGUGACAGUUUUGUGAAUUUUAAGAAACUUUAUGAUUACUGACAUUUAAGUGGUUGAUUGGUUCUUUAGUCCACCCCUACCCCACCCCAGCCUCGCUAGGGUUAUUUUCAAAGAAAAGUGUCUUCCUUUGUAUUGACAGCCUUAAGCAAAUGAGAGCCCUUUAGAAGAAAAUUAACAAAGGUCUAUGCCAUAUAAAGAAAUAAAAUGCAAACUCUCCAGGGGAGGAGUGAACUAAACUUCUGCAACAGCAGCCAGCCCAUGUAGGAUGGAGCUCCCCAUUUUCGCUGCACGUAAGUAUAUAAAAUAGUGCGUACUGUUAUAAAUGGUGUAGAAUCCCAGACGUUUGAAACAGGACUCUCAGUGUCCUCCUCAUAAGUGAUUCAAGCGGAAGUUUCGUCCUCAAGUUACAGAGCAUCUAUCUGGAGCAAAGUCAUUUAUCACUAAGCUGCUUGCUCUUUUAAGACAAUGGAAUCUAGUGUUUCCAUACAUUUUCCCUAACAUGGGUUCAAAAAAGAAAGAAUUUUAAAUUUAGAGGUGGUGGUGAAGUCCACUUUGGGGGUUCUCUAAACUGAGGUUAAAAUAGCGUGCAGGCUUUGUCCAGGCGGAAGGCAGUGGGUUUCAGCAUGAUUGUUACUGUUGGCUGGGAGGUCAGAGUGAAAUAUUUGGCCCCCUAGAGUUUCUGGCGUGUGUGGCUUCUCUGAAAAAGUGCCACAGGAAAAACCAUCUUUUAGAGUUUGUAAAGGAGGGCCUGUAAUCAGAUGGAUGCACACGGAACCACUUUGAAUUUAGUAGUUACGACAUUACUGAUUUGGGACCUGGAUCCUGCUGUCUGUAGUCCAAAUAGUGUUGUGUUUUAAUUCGCAAGAGCAGGAUUUUAUAAUCUUGCUGGAGGUUAGGGGAAGAGGACACAUUUCAAGUUGGAGCGGGGAGUGGAAUAUAAAUAAAGUUACUGAAUAUCUCCUGAACGUCCUCAUCUGGUCCUAUGGCUUCCUGGCUCUCCUAAAUGCUUAUUUAACUGCAGUUAAGUAACAUCUACUUGUUCCCAUAGUUGUGCUGUGUGAUUUCUGUGGAUAUUAAUGUGAAUAUCUUUAAAACUUUUGGUUGACUACCUCUUGAUAUGCAGUAUGUUUUAAUGACUAUAGCUGAUUUUAUCCCUUUAAAUGAUUAUUGUAUUUGUUUUUUUACAUACAUGUUUCUAUUUUUUCACCUUUGGGGCAAAUGAAAAACUUGGCACUUUUCAUCUGAAAAUAUAUAAUAGCUUGCAGAUUUUUCACACAACAGUCAAUAUUGUCCAAGGCAUUUUGUAAGUUAACGGCAUAAGGACAAGAUGCAUUUAUAAUUGAAAUAAUGGGCAAAAGUUAAAUAUUAAAGUCCCAUCUUAAAAUGUGAUUUUAAUCAUAUUAAACAACAUAUAAAAUUUUUUAUGGGAGUCUUUUUCUUCCAAGACUUUAUUUCUAGAUUUUUGCAGAUUCCCUCUUACAUUCUUUCUCUCUCACACCACCCUACUGGAGAAGGCAUGCUCUUACACUAGGAUUUUAAACCUUUUAUAGGAACAAAAGAUGUACGUCUAGUAGGUAUUACUUCCGUAGUUCUCAAUAUACUAUA